ACCGGAAACAUUCUGCCCCCGGAACUUUAGGAUCCGAGUUGAUGCUACCUUCGGAAUUAUUAAAGAGACGGACCGGGCUAGCCGUCGUUGGCCUUCAGAAGCUAACCGAAGCUAACACAACCAAAAAUCUAAUUCUGUUUUUAGUCCGCAUGUUGUCUCGCAAGCAGAAGAAGGUGUGGAAAUACGUGGAGGAGGGCGGCCUGAUGAAGCUGAAGUCGUAUCUGCGGAAGCACCGGGACCUGGAUGUGAACUUCACCCAGGGGAAGAGGGAGAGGAGCCCGCUGCACCUGGCCUGCUGCCUGCGAGACGACGCUAUUCUCCGGCUGCUGCUCAAACACGGAGCCGAUGUUCUCCAGAAGGACCGCAAAGGAGACACGGCGUUACACAUCGCAGUCAACAGGGCUCUUAAACACGGGAAAUCAGCGUAUGACGACCUGGUUGUGCCGAUAAAGAAGAGCUGUCCAGAAGCUUUGGAGGCUCCUAACAGCGCAGGAGUCACACCUCAAGAUCUACUGAACUGGAGCAAACAUAAAAAGACUUCCGAAAACAUGAACCGCCCAUCUGAAAGAGAUCCUGAGAAGGAGUGGAUGGAAAAGCUGUUUGGUGAAUGCGAGGAUGAAUUCAGUGAAACCUUUGGAGUAUAUGAUGCUGAUGAUUUCCUUCCUGUCGAUGAUGACGAGGAGGACUUCGGGGACUGGGCCGACCGUAUUAGAAAAGAAUAUUUUGACAGAAAGCACAUGGAAGCUCAGAGACUGGCAGCGUCAGCUUCUGGAUGGAAAAAGAAGAAGAGCAAACAAGACAGAGAAAAGGAAGCGGAAAGCCAUAAGGAGCUGCACGAGAGGUUGCAGAGGGAACAUGAAGAGUAUCUGGCACGAGCGGCACGCAAAGAGGAAGAGGCUCGGCAAGGCAAGAAGCGCAGGUACGAGGAAAGGUGUGCUGCCACUUUUGGUGGUGGCACUUCGUCUGGCGGCACGAAGCUGAGCUACAGCGAUAUCCCCUGGCCGGCUCCUAAAGGUACCGUACUGGAGAUGCUGGAUGUGAUGCUGCACGGCGUGGACAGGAAGGACGUGCCGGUGUUUCGUAAAAUGCUCCGGAAGCAGCAAACGCUGUGGCAUCCUGAUAAAUUUGCCCAGCGAUGUGAAGCUCGAUUGGAGGAGAAGGACAAGAAACGGAUCUUGGACACAGUUACAGCACUGUCGCAGGAGCUCAACAGUCUGGCCCACAGUCUGAGGACUUAAAAUCUAGCAAAAAUAGUAUCACAUACUACUAUGUGCUUUUCUGGGAAAAACUCUA
This is a messenger RNA of Anoplopoma fimbria (sablefish), 1293 nucleotides long. RefSeq names its product nuclear factor of kappa light polypeptide gene enhancer in B-cells inhibitor-like 1 (gene nfkbil1). The transcript has 4 exons. Gene Ontology annotation, molecular function: protein binding. Gene Ontology annotation, biological process: canonical NF-kappaB signal transduction. NCBI's taxonomy places the organism in Eukaryota, Metazoa, Chordata, Actinopteri, Perciformes, Anoplopomatidae. Bases 42 to 1238 code for a protein of 398 amino acids. The record is from RefSeq and is a predicted model, not a curated record.